AUGGCAGAGUCGCAUCUUCUCCGCACCGAAGAGAUAAUUGAGGUCAUGCGCCAUAUCAACAAAUCACCGCCAUCCACUCUGCUGAUUGGCAUCGCUUGCAUGCGUCCAACUCUUGAGUACCUCUGGCUCUGUCUCGACAUUUUGCCCUUUUCACCGCCUCCUAUCCAUCGAAAACAUGGUUGGCCUGCCUCGCUUGGCUUGCAGCGUCUUCUGCUACAGCCUACCAGCACGCAUCCUGAUUCCCCUGUGUGGCUUCUGCCAAGUUCCGUGGCGACUUCGCAGCUGGACUGGCUAUCCACAGAUCUUGAGGGAGGCUCACGGUCUCACCGGGCUGCCGGGCUUGUGGAUUUUCAGAAGCUACAGAAAUACAGCGGGCAGCAGUGUGUGGGAGGACGGGAUUACAAAAACACCACUUUCUGCUUCCGGGACACCCCAUGCGUCUACUCACCGCGCUCGGCCGUCGCGGCUCGCACAACGUCCAACUCACAUAUGCGGGUCGGUGAUGCGCACAGGGUUUCCCUUUGCCCUGUCGGUCAAAGAGCCAAUGGUAGCUGGCGGCCGCAAUGUUUCCACCAUCAUACUGCGAUCAGCCCGCGCUGUGCCCGCGCGCUGUCUGAAAUUUCCCACCAUCUCGACGUGACGGCGGCAGUGGGGGCAUGUCAAGUCCGCCAUCUGCAGGGCCGAUUCCGAACCCAACAUGGCUCCUUGGAGGACUCUCUAGUUGAGACCUUGACACGUCCCGAGCGCGGGAUCGUCUUUGCGCCCAAAUCAAGCACGGCGGCGGAUGUCGAUCACCAACAAGUCUACCGGAGACGGAGCGAACGGCCUAGCGUACUAUGGAACGUUGCGUCUCUCAGCCCCAUCCGACGCAUCAUACGCAUGACAUUGCUGAUAUCAGCAAAUGCCGUCUCCCAGAGGACCCUGAGAGCUGAAAUGCCCCGGUACCCGAGAAGUCUCUCCAAUGCACUCGAAAGCCAAAGCACGCGGUGUGAAUUUGGCCGAAAUCUCGCAGACAACGUGAAAGAAGGUUAUUUAAGAAUAGAAACCCGCCUUGCCGAAUACGGCAAGCACCAGAUGCCCUCAACCAUGCUUCUGCAUGGAUAUUGGGAGGAGGACACCAUAUCAGAGCCUCAGGCUACUGGUCACUCUUCGCCAGCCAAUCGACUGAGACACACAGUAACUUCGACGGGCCGAGAAGCGUAUGUUGAUGUCAAGAUGAUGCAGGUUUCUUUCGACUCUCCUGCACCGCCGACCUCUGAGGCUUUGUCACGUCCGGCGGCCGCUCUCCGACCUGCCUUCAACGACUGGAAGCUGGCAAGCUGCCUCCCAUUUACCUCGGUUCCUUGGACCCUAAGAGAGAGCGCCCACAUCUCCAAGAUUCCAACAUCCCGCCCAGCAAGGCCAAACCCACUCGUGAUGUCUCUUCGGAAGAUUAUCUCGCUGCUGCUUCACACCGCUGCUGGCCAACAAAUGACUGACUCCAUAUCAAUGUUUGGUGUGCUGGUCCUGGAGAGCCAUACGGGGCGGUCAGGCACAAAGAAGCGGACCUCACGCGGGCCCGGCCAGAGACGGGCGACCCUUGACACGCGCGCGCACUCAUCGGCCUGUGUGGAAGCUGACUUGCUGGACGGCGUUGAGAACAGCCACCGCCACGACAUACGCAGUAAGCGUCACGUCCCCGAGAGCCGGCACAGACAGGUUGACGUUGCUUAUGACGAGCCCCCCGUUCAUGUUUCUCAUUCCAGGGCUGGAAAAGCAGAGCAUGGGUCAGAUACCCUAGCAGCGCACGCCAAAAAUGGACACGAGAAACUGCUGUUUCAGCCAACCAGAACCAGAAAGACGCCCUGCAACUCCGAUCUCCUGGCCCCUUGCAGAUUGGUAGAGGCAUGUUCAAACAACGACAAGAGACAAGAGCAAGAGAUGGAAGCCCUGGGUAGAAGCGACCCGCGCUCAACCCCAGCGCGGCGGAGCAGACAUUUGAGGGGGGGGGGGGGCAUUCUGAGAAGGCUUCGGAGGAAAUGCGACGAGACCUCGGGAGACAGAGAUCCCCCAAGGAGAUUCAUUCUACUUGAGACGGCGCUCCAAAGCAUCACUCUUCUCCACCGACCUCUCACUCUGACUCGCUGCUACUCGAUGCACCCGCCUACACUACGGAUACCAAGCAAAAAGGCAAGCUACGCUAGCGAACCCACCGAGGUGAAGCUGGACGCCGAAGUAGAGCGGGGAAACGAUCCCCUUGGCCACAGUGCUCCGGGCGGAGAUGCCCAGCAGAUUCCCAAGAUCUGCCCGAUUCGCCUUCAUGAUUUGACAUUCGGUUGGCUCCGGCAGUCGUCUGAAGUGUAUCGGGACACAGCCGAGGGGCACAUUGUCAGCCUCCGGAGACGAGAAUGGGAUCAUGGACUGUUUCUCAGACUCGGCAGGGACUUUGGCUACAGACAGGGGAUAACCUCAAGGGAUCGAUGGACACGCGAGUCGGAGAAAUAA
Messenger RNA from Colletotrichum lupini, 2484 nucleotides. RefSeq lists its product as uncharacterized. NCBI's taxonomy places the organism in Eukaryota, Fungi, Ascomycota, Sordariomycetes, Glomerellales, Glomerellaceae. The transcript is spliced from 15 exons. The record is from RefSeq and is a predicted model, not a curated record. Bases 1 to 2484 code for a protein of 827 amino acids.